AUGCUGAGCUUUUUACGGCUGCCACAUGAUCUACUGAAAAUAUUUGGUCCCAUGUUUGUUCGGUCUGAACUCCAGGACAUUGUCGAAAUAAAAGCCUCAUCUGUGGACAGGCAUGCUGCCGUUUUAGACAAAUUAAAGUCAAAAUACACAAACAAACUGAUAGAGGCAUUGGGUGUUUCACUUUUUGUUGAUAAAAUCAUAGCCAUUACAGAAUAUGAAAUUCAAAGUGAAAUGCUUGUGGCAAACGUUAUUUUUGAAGUGGUCUUCUAUAGAUUUUAUCAAGACGAAAUAGUGUUUGGCAGGAUAGUAAAACAGGAAGAAGAGAAAAUCGUUAUUGAAGAUGAAAUGUCAAAUAUUUAUGAGGUGCAUGCAGUGGACUUGUUUGAAAACUGUGAAUUUGAAGGCGGAGAGGCAGAGUCUAAGUGGAUUUGGAACUAUAAAGGAAAUCAGCUACCAUUUAUUACUGGAGAAAGAGUAAGGCUAAGAAUUAAGGGGCUGAGAUUUGAGGAUGGCAUUGUGGAAGCAAGUAUGAAUGAUCAGGGUCUUGGGCAUGUUAUGUGGUGGGACUAA
Molecule: messenger RNA, 570 nt
Organism: Vittaforma corneae ATCC 50505
Lineage: Eukaryota; Fungi; Microsporidia; Nosematidae
Exons: 1
Coding region: 1-570 (189 amino acids)
Biological process (GO): transcription initiation at RNA polymerase III promoter
Cellular component (GO): RNA polymerase III complex
Source: RefSeq, a predicted model, not a curated record